This is a messenger RNA of Portunus trituberculatus (swimming crab), 624 nucleotides long. RefSeq lists its product as uncharacterized. The coding region runs from base 1 to 423 and encodes 140 amino acids. The transcript is spliced from 2 exons. Lineage: Eukaryota; Metazoa; Arthropoda; Malacostraca; Decapoda; Portunidae. The record is from RefSeq and is a predicted model, not a curated record.
AUGGAGCUGGGGAAACAAACAGAGGCUGAUGAAAAUGACGACGUAGUGUCACGGCAGUUUACAAUAAAAAACAUGGCAAGCGCUUUUCAAGCCCUGGGAAAAGCAAUGGUGUACUUUGAAGAGCAAGACCCAAAUGCAGAACGCUUUGCCAGAGUUCACAGGGCAAUGGAAGAUGCAGUGACUUGCUACAAAGAAAUCUAUGAUGAGAAGAGAUAUGCUGCUAAACAGUCAUCAAUUCUUCAUUUCUUCAAGCAAGCUUCUCAUUCCUCAGCCUCAUCUCCAGCCUCAACUCCAUCCACAUCUUCAACUCCAUCCCGACUGUCAACUCCAUCCAGAGCAUCAACCUCAAGCCGAUGUUCAUCCCCAGACUCCCCUGAUGAAGAACUUCUUACUUCAACAUCACCUCAGAAACAGAAUGAGUGAGCGAGUGAGGCAGCAGCUGUGUGUGGGGGAGAGAAAACGAAAAUGGGAAGCCUGUUACCAUGACAACACGGAGGUAGACGAUCUUGAGGGGUUGCACACCCACCAUCACAACAAUAACAACUCCGGAGCCUUCGCCUGGGCCACACGACACUCGCAGCUCACUUGCACCGUUUGCGCCUGUCUGCUGAUCCCUAUUGCAUU